AUGAAAAAAAAUCCCAUGACUGGUUUUCAUUUGAUUGCAUUCCUAAUAUUUUCCGCUUCGGCUUACUGCGAAAAUUUUGAUGAAGAGCUUCUCAUCAAAGAUCUUGGUCAUGGAUAUACAGCAUUCCAUUUUAAUUUCGCUGCUACAACUUCAGAAUCUGUUUUCCAAUCAAAGCACUAUAACAUUCUUCCGAAAUCUAUCAUCCAAAUCUUUGAAAAAUAUAAUGUUGAUGAGUUUCACCUUUCUAUCUCAAGAGGAAUAUGGGAUGAACGUUGGGGUAGUAACUUUGUUUCAGUUUCCCCUUCUGGAGCUGAACUAUGGGCGUGGUUUGGAAAUCAAACUAUCAGUGUUGAUCAAUCAUGGUUUAAAUUAACACAUGCCCUUUCGGGAUUAUUCUGUGCUUCUUUAAACCGACUAUCUACAAGUGAACAUUUUGCCUCUCCGAUUCACUCGUACAAGCGAUUCGGAGUACCGAGAUUCAGUAAAGUUUCUGGGGAAGUCAGAUAUUCUCAGCUACCUGGUGAGGCUCUGUGCAGUGAGAAUUUGACUCCAUGGACUAAGUACUUACCAUGUAAAUCGUUUUUCGGUUUGGGAAGCUUGUUGCGUCCAACUUCACUGUUUAAAUCAAAUUACAACACCAUGACCAUUGGAAUUAGACGAGUGUGUUUGGAUUUAAAAUGUCACACAAUCGGGCUAGAGAUAAUGGAAACACUAACGGUUGUCUUUGACAGAAGUUUGUUGUUUGCAAAAAGAACGUCUCCUUGGUCUAUCAGAAGUAUCCUUGGUUCGGAGUUCAAAGGAUUUUGCGAUGUGGCAAACUCUAGUCGUGUGUUUAUCCUUACUUCAUAUGAGGAUAUGAAUCUCCCUUUAGACAAUAAACUGAAUGUCGACUGUUCAGAUAAUCGUGUUCUAGCUACAUAUUCGACAAAAGAUCUCUCUGCAUCAUUUACAUCUUUUCCUUUCAAAACUGAUGGAAAAGAGUCUUCACAGCAUUCACCUAUUGUUUCUGCUACCAAACAUAUCACCGGCUCUGGAAGUGUAAGGGGUGGAGUCAAAGCUUUCCUUACUAGUAGAGCUAAUUUCAAUCUAGAGAUAGUUUAUUUUGAUCUAAUUCCGUGGUACACACAAGUCUUUUUCAGUUCCUUAAAAAUCUACAGUUUAGAUCCCAAAACGCAAAACAAGACAAUGAUUACCCCAAGAUGGUUGGCAGUUAAACCAAGUUUGGCUAGGAAACGUAUGGGCAGUGUUGAAUUAGUAAUCACCUUGCCUGCUCUUAAUCAGCUAAUCAUUACUUAUGAGUUUCGGAAAGUUUUACAACGCUGGAAUGAGUAUCCUCCGGACGCCAAUCACGGCUUUUUCCUUCCUGCAGCAACUGUUUCGUACGUUUUAAAUAGUGAACAAAUAGACUACUUAAACAAAACAAAACAUGCAGCGUUCCACAAUCUAAAUCUUCCGAAUUGGGCCAGUAGUUACAGUCAGUUUUUCAAUACAACUCAUUCUGCGCCACAGGAUCGUUUUGUUCGUCUACACACUCCCGUAUCUCUGGUCACAAUGCCAACACCAGAUUUUAUGAACUCUUUUUUGGGUUAUGGUCACUAUACCUGGAAGUGUGCAGAAGCCUUGUCUGAUUUUUUGGUAAAGUAUCCUGAAAAAGUCAGAGGGCUUCGAGUUCUCGAACUUGGUGCUGGCACAGGACUUUGUGGAAUUACUGCAGCUCUUCUCGGUGCUCUUCAUGUUCGAUUCACUGAUAAAGAUUUGACAUGUUCGGAUACACUACAUCUUAAUGCUCAGCUGAAUGGAAUCAAAAAUUAUGAUUUUACUCCAUUAGAUUGGAAUUAUCCUCUCGAUUGGUCAGGUGGGUUCUUCGAUAUCAUUUUAGCAUCUGAUUGUUUGUAUGAUAAGGAAGUAUAUGAACCGUUUUUGAAGACUGCAACUUUACAACUAAGAGUAAACAACAAUGCAUCUUUACUUCUUUCUUUUGAAAAUCGAAGGUAA
Molecule: messenger RNA, 1995 nt
Organism: Schistosoma rodhaini
Lineage: Eukaryota; Metazoa; Platyhelminthes; Trematoda; Strigeidida; Schistosomatidae
Source: the annotation of a GenBank genome assembly